AUGGAAAUCACCAGUAUUUUGCUUCUAUGUUUGAUUCUUUUCUCGUUUUCAGCUUUAAUUCAGCUCUCACGGGGAAAACAGUCUCGGAAACUUAAAAAUCUUCAACCACCAGGACCUCCAGGGUGGCCAAUAUUAGGCAACUUUUUCGACCUUGGAGCUGCGCCUCACCAGACCCUACACAAGCUCAAGCCUAAGUAUGGACCAGUGCUUGGGUUGAAGCUUGGGUCAGUCAACACUGUGGUGAUACAAUCUGCAAUGGCAGCCUCCGAAUUUUUCAAGAAACAUGACCAUGAUUUCUGCGAUCGUAAAUGUUCCACUGUGCUUACUGCUCAUAAUUACUAUCAGGGAACGAUUGCAUUUGGCAGAUACGGCAAGCAUUGGCGCAUGCGUCGCCGCAUUUGCUCAACAGAGCUCCUGAUGAACCGACAAACCAACAAGGUAGCUCGUCUCCGAAGAAAGUGCAUCGAGGACAUGAUCCGAUACAUCGAGGAAGACGCGGCAGCGGCGCAAGAACGGGGGGAAGAAGGUAAGGUAAAUUUGGCUCGCUUACUUUUCCUCAUGUCGUUUAACCUUGUAGGCAACCUGGUUUUGUCAAUGGAUCUUUUAAAUUCGGGAUCCAAGGAUGGAUCAAAAAAUCUGUUUUGA
This is a messenger RNA of Gossypium raimondii (Peruvian cotton), 645 nucleotides long. Its product is annotated as iridoid oxidase-like. Gene Ontology annotation, molecular function: iron ion binding; oxidoreductase activity, acting on paired donors, with incorporation or reduction of molecular oxygen; monooxygenase activity. The record is from RefSeq and is a predicted model, not a curated record. The transcript has a single exon. NCBI's taxonomy places the organism in Eukaryota, Viridiplantae, Streptophyta, Magnoliopsida, Malvales, Malvaceae. Bases 1 to 645 code for a protein of 214 amino acids.